This is a messenger RNA of Penicillium verhagenii, 939 nucleotides long. RefSeq names its product peroxidase. Gene Ontology annotation, biological process: cellular response to oxidative stress; response to reactive oxygen species; hydrogen peroxide catabolic process. Gene Ontology annotation, molecular function: peroxidase activity; heme binding. The coding region runs from base 1 to 939 and encodes 312 amino acids. The record is from RefSeq and is a predicted model, not a curated record. Lineage: Eukaryota; Fungi; Ascomycota; Eurotiomycetes; Eurotiales; Aspergillaceae. The transcript is spliced from 2 exons.
AUGAGUGCUCCCCAUGACUAUGAGGCGGUCCGUAAGGACAUUGUCGCCCAGCUGAAGAAGCCCGACUAUGACGACGGAAGCGCGGGACCAGUGUUUGUGCGACUGGCAUGGCACUCAUCGGGCACAUAUGACCUGGAAUCCGACACCGGUGGUUCGAAUGGCGCCGGCAUGCGAUAUGAAGCGGAGGGUGGCGACCCAGCUAAUGCAGGCCUUCAACACGGUCGGGCCUUCCUGGAACCUGUCAAGGAGAAGCACCCAUGGAUCACAUACUCGGAUCUUUGGACAUUGGCCGGCGUCGUAGCUGUCAAAGAGAUGGGUGGACCAGAUAUUCCCUGGAAAGGCGGACGAACCGAUUUGGUAGAUGACUCCAAGGUGCCCCCGCGAGGACGUUUGCCCGAUGGCGCACUAGGCGCAGACCACUUGCGCUUUAUCUUCAACCGCAUGGGUUUCAAUGACCAGGAAAUCGUCGCUUUGGCUGGUGGACACAACAUGGGUCGAUGCCAUGGGGAUCGCAGUGGGUUUGAAGGGCCAUGGGUGACAAACCCAACGCGCUUCUCGAACUCGUUCUUCAAGCUGCUCUUGCAGUUGGACUGGAAGCCACGCACUUUGUCGACGGGUAUGACCCAGUUCGUUUAUGAGGACCCGGAUGCCGAGGAGGAUGAGGAAGCCUUGAUGAUGCUGCCGACCGACAUGGCACUCAAGACCGAUCCCGCAUUCUUACCUUGGGUGCAGAAGUAUGCCGAGGAUAAGGAUCUGUUCUUUGAUCACUUUGCCAAGGUUUUUGCCAAGCUGGUCGAGCUGGGUAUCCAGCGUGAUGAGAAGGGUGUCAUCCUCAACACUGACAAUGUGAUGGGUGGCUAUGUCUCUGCGCCUAAGAAAAGCAACACAGCCACUGGCCCCAACAAGAAGAACAAGAGCGAACCUCGUGCUCGUCUGUAG